Molecule: messenger RNA, 765 nt
Organism: Epithele typhae
Lineage: Eukaryota; Fungi; Basidiomycota; Agaricomycetes; Polyporales; Epitheliaceae
Product: FAD binding domain-containing protein
Exons: 4
Coding region: 1-765 (254 amino acids)
Molecular function (GO): FAD binding
Source: RefSeq, a predicted model, not a curated record
AUGGUGAACAAGUACUCGGAGGGCCGAGUUUUCAUCGCAGGAGAUGCAGCGCACAUUCACUCACCCACUGGAGGCCAGGGCCUCAACACGUGCGUUGCUGACGGGAUCAACCUCGCAUGGAAGAUCGCCCUCGCGCACAAAGGCCUCGCGACAGCAGACCUGCUCACGUCGUACCACACCGAACGCCACCCCAUCGCCGCCGAGGUCAUCAGAAUCUCGAGCUCGCUCUACGUGCAAACAGUAGCCACGAGCGCGGAGGAUAUCAACGUCCCCGUCACCGCAGAGGAGUCCAAGAAGGGCGGUCUCAUUCGCUGGCGUGUCGCCGGGCUCUCGCAGCUCGAGAUCAACUACCGCUGGAGCCCCGUCGUGCGCGCGGGUGACCGCGCUCCUGAGGCACCUGGGCUGGUCGAUGCUGCGGGGAAGGCGACCUCUCUCUUCGCGAUCUUCAAGCCGGACGCGCACACUGUCUUGGUGUCGUGCGCCGACACCGGCGACGCGAAGAUCGUGGACGUCGUCGACGCCGUCAAGGCUCUCCCGGCCGGCCUCGCUGUCCGAGUCGUCGCCAUCGGCUCGUCUGUAGUCCCGAACGUCGAGCGCGAAGUGGAGGGAGUCUAUCACGACGGGGCCGGCUGGUUUGGACGCGCGUACGGGCUCAUGGGUGGAGCUCCGCCUGUCGUCGUGGUGCGGCCGGACGGAUACAUCGGGGCGUUCGCCAACGACGCAGCUGGUCUUCGAGAGUACUUCUCCAAGAUCGUCGUGAUGUGA